Molecule: messenger RNA, 4166 nt
Organism: Syngnathoides biaculeatus (alligator pipefish)
Lineage: Eukaryota; Metazoa; Chordata; Actinopteri; Syngnathiformes; Syngnathidae
Product: protocadherin gamma-C5-like
Exons: 1
Coding region: 671-3250 (859 amino acids)
Biological process (GO): homophilic cell-cell adhesion
Cellular component (GO): plasma membrane
Molecular function (GO): calcium ion binding
Source: RefSeq, a predicted model, not a curated record
ACCACACAGACAUGAAAUUGAUAUCUUGACAGUUCAACUCUUCGCAUACAAGCAAUUCAACACCAGAUAAUACAGUGACGUGACAACAGUGUUCAUAGUCUAAGCAUGGAUUUAGUUAUGCUCGUAAAGUUGAGACUUUUUCUCAAACUUAGUUUGGCCUUUUGUUGAUUCGAAGGCAUCGAGAUGAUGUCUUGAUGCGAUCGACCAUAAUUGGGUGACAUGAACACAAGGCAGUCCGCAGAUCAGUGGCCUACAGGCACCAAUGUCGGGCUUGCGGGAGGGAGGGCAAGAGCUGUGUCUUUAAGAGGGAAUGAGGAUCAGCUUCCUUCUCAUUGGCUGUCGGGAGGGCGGCCCGUCGACCAAUAGGAUCGAAGACUGUACAAAGCAAUCUCGUCCCUGCCCCCACGCAGCUUCAUCUCACUAACACGCCAAAUGCGCUGAGCUGCGGCACAGGCAGAAAGGAAUCGGCUCCUUUUGGCACGACGUAUUGUUGUUGGGUUUUGAUGAUAGUUACUAUUUCCCCACCUGAAAACGAAUCGAAGGCGGUUUGCUGGGCUCGGGCGGCUUGAAGGUGUGCCGACUGCGGGGUUAUUAACCCGCUUGCGCGGACGUGGGGCUCGGCGCCGAGAGAGGAUGUCGCUGAGGAUGUUUGCGUCGUAACGGAGCGAGGAUGACAAAGACAAUCGGAUCCCGAGACUGGCGACGGCGGGCUCUUUUGUGGCCUUUUCUCUUGUGGACUACGGUGGGGGCGCAGACUCGUUACAGCAUCCCGGAGGAGCUGAAGCGAGGUUCGGUGGUGGGCAACGUGGCCAAAGAUCUGGCCCUGGGACUGUCUGAGAUAUUUGAGCGCAAGCUGCGGGUGGCCUCCGAGGCCGGGAAGCAGCAUUUCAGCGUGGAUGCGGCCAAGGGCGAGCUGCUGGUCCACGACAGAAUAGACAGAGAGGCUUUAUGCGGACAAAGCGCCAGCUGCGUGCUCCCUCUGCAGGUCGUCGUCGAGGAGCCGCUGCACUUGCAUCGGAUCGAGGUGGAAAUACGAGACAUCAAUGACAAUUCCCCUCGAUUUCAAACGAAUGAGCUCGCUUUAAAAAUAGCCGAAUCGGCCGCAGUCGGCACGCGUUUCCUUUUGGAUAGCGCGGAGGAUUUAGAUGUUGGAAGUAAUUCGGUCAAAACGUACACCUUGGCGAAAAACGACUGUUUCACGUUGAAGAUGAAAGAGGUUGAGGAUGGUAAACUAGUUCCCGAGUUAGUUUUAGAAAAACCACUAGACAGAGAAAGAAAAGCUUCUCAUCAGCUCCUGCUGACUGCUUUCGACGGAGGCAGUCCGGUCUUGUCUGGUACCGCACAAAUUUCUGUUUUUGUGCUUGACAUAAAUGACAAUUUCCCCGUUUUUGACAAAAGUCUGUAUAAAGCGUCCUUAGAAGAAAAUGUGGCAAAAAAUACAUUUGUAGUUAGAUUGACUGCAACUGAUGCAGAUGAGGGACCCAACGGACAAGUACAAUAUUUUUUGAGCACGCGCACGCCUGAUUCUGUGUCAUCUAUGUUUAAAUUAAAUUCCGAAACAGGUGAAAUAUUUUUACAAGGAGAUUUAGAUUAUGAAAAAGCUACAUCUUACAAACUUGAAGUGACUGCCAAAGACAAAGGGGUGCCUGAAAUGGAGAGUCACUGCCGUGCGCAGAUUGACGUUGUUGAUAUUAAUGAUAAUGUCCCAGAAGUUAUCCUCACCUCGGAACCGCAGCCGGUCCGGGAGGACGCACCGAGUGGGUCAGUGGUGGCUCUGCUUACAUCACGUGAUGCAGACUCUGGUAUUAAUGGCAACGUAACACUCCAGAUCCGUAAAGGGUCCCCUUUCAUUCUGAAACCGUCUUUCUCAAAUAAUUACGCGCUGGUCACCAGCGGCGCUUUGGACCGAGAGAGCGUGUCCGAGUACAGGAUCGAGGUGACGGCCACCGAUUCGGGCUCUCCUCCUCUUUCCAGUCAGACCGCCAUCACCGUCAGCGUCAGCGACGUCAACGACAACCCUCCCGUCUUCUCGCAGACUUCUUAUAACGUUUACGUAAAAGAGAACGGCGCCGCCGGCGCCAUCCUGCACUCGGUGUCGGCGAGCGACCCGGACGCCGGCCAAAACGCCAAAGUGUCCUACACGCUGCUGGACAGCAAAGCGUCAGCGGCGCCGGCGGCGUCGUCGUACGUUUACGUGAACGCCGAGAACGGCAGCAUCUACAGCAUGAGCUCGUUCGACUACGAGAAAGUCCAAGUGUUCGAGGUCGGGGUGGAGGCCAAGGACCGGGGCUCUCCGUCGCUCAGCAGCACCGCCACCGUCCACGUUUUCAUCCUGGACCAGAACGACAACGCCCCCGCCGUCAUCUACCCCUCCCCCCACGCCGCCUCCCACCUGAGGGCGCCCCGCUCGGCCAAGGCGGGCCACCUGCUCACCAAGGUGACGGCCGUGGACGCCGACUCGGGCCACAACGCCUGGAUCACCUACAAAGUGGCGGAGGCCACGGACGCCUCUCUGUUCACGCUCAGUUUGUACACAGGGGAGGUGAGGACUAAACGCGCCGUGUCCGAGCACGACGACUCCUCUCAGAGGCUGAUCGUCGAGGUCAAGGACGACGGGGAACCGGUCCGCUCGUCCACCGUCACGCUGUCCGUCCUGCUGGAGGACGCCGUCAGCGAGCCCGCCUCGGAGCCGCACGGACGCCGCUCGCUGUCCGAGCCCGGCCACAAAGGCGGCGGCGGCGGCGGCAGGAUCACGCUGUACUUGAUCGUGUCCCUGGCCUCGGUGUCCGUGCUGUCUCUGCUGGCGUUGCUCACCUUAGCCGUCAAAUGCGCCAAGACCGGCGGCGGCGGGGCCGCCUGCUGCCCGGGCGUCGGACGGCCCCGCGACGAGAAGCCCAACAGAAAUCUGCACAUUCAGCUCAACACCGACGGACCCAUCAAGUACGUGGAGGUUCUGGGGGGAGACGUCAUGUCUCAGAGUCAGUCCUUCCGGUCCUGCGUGUCUCCCGGGUCCGAGUACAGCGAUUUCACGCUGCUCAAGCCCAGCGGCACCGCCGACUUCAAGGAGGUCAUCGGCGUGCUGGAUGCGUCUUUGCCGGACAGCGCCUGGACCUUCGAGAGCCAGCAGGUGAGCCCACCGUUCGCUUUGCAAACAGAGGCCGGAAACUGCUCCUCGUGCGCAUUUCCCCAACAUUUCUCUCCCGCUAUCAGUCGAGGAGUCCAGUCGCUCGGCUCCCAUCUGCAGUCUUGAAAUGUUGUCAUGACGCCAUACAUUUUAUUUGACGGUACUGAUGUCUGUGGGAUGCAUUCAGUGGUCAAACUGGAUCGGUUCAGCACCACAACCGCGGACAGUGUCUCCAAACCUGCGGUGGCAAAUCGUCGUCCCGAUGUAAACAAACUCGAGGUUGUUUCAUUAUAUCCUUCAACUAGUUGACCUUUUGGUUAGUUACUUGUAUUCUAACGGUCCUAUUUACUCAUGUGGUGAAAAUGUGUCCCAUUCUGAAACAUUUCCAAUCUUUUUUUUGUGGGGAUGUGUAGGAGGCUUCAGCAUGGUGCUACCAGCACGUGCAAACUUAUUCAGGUGUCAAACGCACAGAGAAAGAUUGUUUUUUAAAAAAAAUUGUUUUCAGGAUGAAAAGACAAGCAACAGUGUUGAACGAUAUGUGAAAUUAGUAAUUUAAAAUGAUCGUGUUCUCUUAACAAUAGCUCAACAUGUGUCAACUUAUGGCAAAGCUUUUUCAAAAUUUUGUCUGCAUUUCCCUUGCAGUCAUGAUAACUAACGAACUCGCUUCGGAGGCAACUCAGCCGAUGAAGCGACAGCUUGAGCGCAACUGGCAGCUGCUUUUAAAUCGUCAAAUCUCAAGUAACUUGAAACAUUUUUAAAAGACAAAGUCCACAGUGAUUGGCAACAUUUUCUUAUAAAUGACGUAUUUCACCCGAAAAUGAUUUUCUCUCGCGAUGGACCCCGCGAGGACUCAUAGCUGCCUAAAACGGUGCCUGACUAAAAUACAAAUCAAAACAAAAUUAAAACAGGGAUGUGAAUAACUCAUGCUUAUAUUGAAAUGUAAGAAAUUGCACAACAUUUUUUUAGUUAAAAAUGUUUUGCUCAGCAUACCGCAGUGUUUCAUAAUAGUUUUUGUCAGAUGCACCUCGUCAUGUGAUCGACA